Platichthys flesus (European flounder) is the source of this 12291-nucleotide messenger RNA. RefSeq names its product potassium voltage-gated channel subfamily C member 1-like. Gene Ontology annotation, molecular function: protein binding; delayed rectifier potassium channel activity. Gene Ontology annotation, cellular component: axon; dendrite membrane; neuronal cell body membrane. Lineage: Eukaryota; Metazoa; Chordata; Actinopteri; Pleuronectiformes; Pleuronectidae. Gene Ontology annotation, biological process: protein homooligomerization; potassium ion transmembrane transport. The coding region runs from base 1 to 1956 and encodes 651 amino acids. The record is from RefSeq and is a predicted model, not a curated record. The transcript is spliced from 4 exons.
AUGCUCAGUUCGGUGUGUGUAUCCUCUUUUAAAGGGCGCAAGGGUGGGAACAAGUCGUCCAACAAAGCAUGUUACAGCGCAGACAUGACUUGUCCGUCGGAAAGCGAGAAGAUCGUGAUAAACUGCGGCGGGGUGCGGCAUGAGACCUACCGGAGCACCCUAAAGACGCUGCCCGGCACCCGCCUCUCGUGGCUCACCGAGGCGGACGCGUUCAGCAACUUCGACUACGACCACAAACUCGACGAGUUCUUCUUCGACCGCCACCCGUCGGUGUUCUCCUUCAUCCUCAACUACUACCGCACCGGGAAGUUGCACUGUCCCAACGAUGUGUGCGGCCCCCUGUUCGAGGAGGAGCUCGCCUUCUGGGGCAUCGACGAGACGGACGUGGAGGCGUGCUGCUGGAUGAACUACCGGCAGCACCGGGACGCGGAGGAGGCGCUGGACAGCUUCGAGAAUCCGGAGCCGGACGCGCCGGACGACGACCCGGCGCUGGGCGGCGCGGACGGGGACUUGAAAAGACUGUGCAUGCAGGAGGACGCGCGCAAGGCAGGGUGGUGGAAAACCUGGCAGCCGAAAAUAUGGGCGCUCUUCGAGGACCCCUAUUCCUCCAAAUAUGCCCGGUAUGUGGCAUUUGGCUCCCUAUUCUUCAUCCUCAUCUCCAUCUCCACUUUCUGCAUGGAGACGCACGAGGCCUUCAACACCAUCCUCAACAAGACAGAGAACGUCACGGUGGGCAACACGACCCGUGAGGAGAUUGUAUAUGAGGUGGUGACUGACAGCUGGUUGACAUACGUGGAGGGUGUGUGUGUCAUCUGGUUCACCAUCGAGGUCCUGCUGCGAGUCACCUUCUGCCCAGAUAAGUUGGAGUUCUUCAAAAGCAGCCUCAACAUCAUCGACUUUGUCGCCAUCCUGCCCUUCUACCUGGAGGUGGGCCUGAGUGGCCUGUCCUCCAAAGCUGCCAAGGAUGUCCUGGGGUUCCUCCGUGUCGUCCGAUUUGUCCGUAUCCUCCGAAUCUUCAAGCUCACUCGCCACUUUGUGGGUCUCCGUGUCCUCGGCCACACUCUUCGUGCCAGCACCAAUGAAUUCCUCCUGCUCAUCAUCUUCUUAGCCCUGGGUGUCCUCAUCUUCGCCACUAUGAUCUACUAUGCUGAGCGAAUUGGCGCAGACCCAGAUGACCCGACAGCCAGCGCCCACACCGCCUUCAAGAACAUCCCCAUUGGAUUUUGGUGGGCCGUUGUGACCAUGACCACUCUUGGCUAUGGAGAUAUGUAUCCGGAGACGUGGUCAGGGAUGCUGGUGGGUGCGCUCUGUGCCUUGGCCGGUGUGCUGACCAUUGCCAUGCCUGUACCUGUCAUUGUCAACAACUUUGGCAUGUACUACUCUCUGGCCAUGGCCAAACAAAAGUUGCCCAAAAAGAAGAACAAACACAUUCCACGAGCACCACAACCAGGGUCCCCCAACUACUGCAAGCCAGAUGCCCUGGCAAUGGCUACUGCGUCACCGCAAAGGAUCUUGGGAAAUGUCCUAGGUGGAGUGAUAGGCUCUGGAGGCCUAGGGGGUGACUGUCCUCUCGCCCAGGAAGAAAUUACAGAGAUGAACAGAGAUUCCAAGCAGAAUGGUGAUGCAGCCUCGGCCGCUCUGGCAAACGAGGACUGCCCCACCAUCGACCAGGUCCUGAGCCCGGACGAGAGGAGCCCUAUAGGGCGUGGGCCGACCCGGGAACGCUACCAGCAGGACCGCGCCUGCUUCCUGCUCAACACCAGGGAAUUCCGCGCCACAGAUGGGAAUGUGCGGAAAGCAACGGGAAGUUACGAGAAUUCUCGCAGUCUCAGUAACAUAUCAGGAAUGGCUGGGUCUUCCCUGCGGCUCGCUCCUAUUACUAGCCCCCCCUUUGAAACCUACGAGGCCCCGGGACCACUGCGCCGCUGUCGGUCCCCCAUCCCGUCUAUCUUGUAGCAGAAAGGAGGGUUGUGAUUGGAGGAUAACAGACGCAGUGGAUUAGCUACGGACCGAUCGCGCCGAAGCCUUUGUUUGGAUUGUACACGUGCAAAAAACAAUAGCAAUAACAUAAAAUUAACUUGAAUGUAGAACGAAUGACCCUUUGUCUUGUGAAUCCAAUGGUUUAUGAUGCAUGCGUCAGGUUAGCUGAUGGGGGUCAAACACAAAUGUUUAGUUUUAAGGGUUCACUAAUUUUAAAUUAGUAGAACCAAUGUAAAAUAUAUUAAAAUGUUUGUAAAUAAGAUAGGGUCAGAAGUUAAAAAAAAUUAUGAAAACGUGCAAACUUACAUUUUAAAACUAAGUAUGUUGAUCAUUGACCAUUUUUUUCCGUGUGACCAAACAAAACUGAGCUCACGGCACCGUCGAGAAAUGAGCACGAAUCAAGCUACUUCAGUUAAUUUAGCCAAAGACAAAAAAACAUUUAUGGAUAGAUUGAUGUUGAAAAGAUUUCUACUUUCUGUCUUUUGUGAAUAUUUAUGUAUCUACAGUCAAUAAUUUUUUGUAAAUCUUUAAAAAAACAGACUGACAAUUAAUUAAGAAACUCAUUGCGACAUCACAAUGUAAAAUGUAAAAAAUGAAAAACUAAGAUUAAGUGGAAAAGAAUAAAUUUAUUGUACCAUAAGAGCCAUUAUCAAGUGAACAGCCCAAACAUGACUUUUGAAAAUAGAAUUUAUUGUUUGAAUAUAUUGCUAAAUAAAAUCCCAUAUGCAGAUAUUCCAUUACAAUGUAUAGUAAAAGGUCUAUUCAUUUUAUUAAAUCAAGAAAAGCAAAAUUAUUAAAAGCAGUUUUUCUGCUAGUAUAAAAUUUUACAUUAACACACCAUUCCAUGUAAUUCUGUGUUAAUGGCGACAGAUGGAGCAGUAAAAUACCAGAUUUAUUUUUGGAAAUUAUUCCCUUGAUUUGGCAACUUGCGGCAGUUCAGUGCGACUCCCUGACUAGCUUGUGCCUUGUUUAUUUCCACAACAAAGCUAUCAGAUCACAGAACACGUUAUAUCAUAUUAUAUUUAUAUUAUAUUUAAUGAUGAUGAAUGACCUGAGGGUACCUUCGAAGGACAACUCACAAGGACAAAUGCAAUAUGUAACCUAGGCCUACAAUUCUUACAGGAAUCCAAGUGCAAUGUAUUUAGAAAUUGACUUAAACAUUAGAGCAAUCUAAAUACAACUUAAAAGGAAAAUAUGGAUGGGUCAAUAAUAAAAUGUAUAGUUUAAACAAAUAAAAGCACUUUAAUUUAAAUCACUUAAUCUUGAAAUCUUGCAUGUAGGCAAAAUAUAUCAGAAACAUUACAAAACAUGUGACGUCAUUAAACACAUCCAAUAGAUUUUCUUUUUAGUUUUUCUUUAAAUAUCAGUUAGACUUUUUCUUCAUUGUUUUUUUCUUCCAUUAUUAUAAUUUUUUUGUACAACUGCUCAUCUUAAACACAUACAAGUAACUAAAUGCUGGCUUUCAGUUAAAAUAUGAAAAAAAUAUGACUUUGCCCUCAAUAAUGUAUCAUUCAAAAAAUAUCUUUGUCAAUUUAUUGGUUAUUGUUGUAGUUGAGAACCUUCCUCAUAUUCCAUCCUCACAUGACAUUAGAUCUUGUGUUUAAAGUUGAGCAAAAAAAGAUACAUUCACAUAUGCAAUAAACAUGCAAUAUUACUUUAUGAUGGAAAACAUGCUGUGCACAUACAUAUGUAAAUAAGCAGAUCUAUUUUUUAUUCUACGAAUGCACAGACUUGGUCGUCGGUCUACUUCCUCCCAUUUGAUUUUUCUAGAUCUGAAAGUGUUACGAUGACAUGAGCCAUUUGUCUUGUUUUAUAUUUCUAGUAACUGGUACUUUUCAAUGUCGUUCCUGCAAUUUUUUAUUGUUUUGUAAUUGUGUUGGUAACGUGUAUUUCAUUGUAUGCAUUGACGUUCUGUACCACCUGAUUGUCUCGAAUAACAUUUUCCAAAAGAGAACAUACAGUUUAAUUUAACUGUCCUUUUCGUUCUUGAUCACAGAAAUGUAGGCCUGAAAUCAUGAGGAACAACUGUAUGUGCUUUAGGAUGGAACAUUUGUUUUGCAGGUAUAAAGGGAGAGUAUUUGUUUAGAUUGUUCUUAUUAUAAUACACGGCCCUGAUUGCCAUUUUAUAAAAAAAAAAUAUGAAAGAAUCAGUGUGCUUCCAGACCCAUCAACCCCCUCAGAACUUAGAUAUGCAGUAUUAUGAUUGAGGAUGACAGCGAUCACGUCUCUCGAAUGCUUUCUUGAUUACUAGAGUCUAAGAGGUUUUUAAAGGUUGUAACUGUCUCGUUUAGGAUAGAUCCUAUGUCACAGUCACUGGCUUCAUCUGAUACAGGUCUUUCAAGGCCACGGCACAUAUUUUCAGACUGAAGUUACUAGUAGUUGUGUGUAUACGCAAUAUUGUUAUAUUUCACCAUCAUGAUGUCCCCCCCCAAAAAAAUGACAUCGUAUCCGUGUUGUCUGAAAAUAUCUGAAACAGCAUGCAGUACUUUGUUCGUCCAGUGACAGCAGCUCCUUCACGUAUAAGUACAACCUGAACAUGAUGAGAUAAGUAGGGAGAACUCUGGGAUAGAAAAUCUUUAAGGUGAUUUAAUUUGCAGAAGGAAAUCUGUUUGUGAGGAUUUACUGAGAAGAAUGUCAUAACUGUGGUUCUGUUGAGUUUUAAAGAUCCGCAUCCCAUAGUUUAGGCCAAUGCAAAUCACCUAUGAGAUUCAGAAUUAAACGUUGCUUACGUUAACAAAACAGGCAGAUGUCGUAAGUGCCUCUGUGAGGCCCGUUUAGGUUCUAAUGUCAGUUUAAGAGUUCAUGUAAGAGCUAGAUUUAACUAGCUAAACCUUCACAGCGUUAAUGCUAAAUAGGUCCUCGGUUAUUAUUGAAUAUGUACAUAUCUGUAACAAAACAUGUGAAUACAUUAAAGUCAUACGAAACUAAUACAUCGAUGUAUAUUUUAUGAGUGCGGGCAGCAGGUUUUAUAACAACUGGUUCUGACAGAGUUAAUGAUUUGUCAUCAGAAACGUUUUAAACUUUUUAUUGUGCCAAACCAGCCUAACAAGACUAUUAUGUUAUAUUAUAUUUUAUUAUAUAUUUCCACUCACUGUUGUUAUUUUUAAAGCAAUCUAUUAUUAAUUAAGAAGUUAUGACAACUUACAGGAACAUUUCCUUUGGACUUGUGUUGUUUGCCAUGGGAAUGUGGGAGUAAAUGCACUUAACUGUAUACAAAUGAACAGUAGAUGUAAAUAUUGUAACAGUUGAUGCAAAUGUAUCCUGAAAUGGAGUGUAUGGUUAUAUACAAAUAUAAACUAACUUUGACUUUUACCAUAUUUACAUUUAGAAAGCAUAGGUAUGUGACCCUGUACUUGAAGUAUGGUCUUUAAAUAUGCAGGAAGAAGUGGAGAAGAUGGUUAAAUCAGCUUAUUUUACCCAUCCAAUUGAUACUAUAUAACCAAUGUAAUGUAUUGAUCCGACUUCAUCAAGAAGCUGGACUUGUCAUUCAAUUUGGCAUCAGGGACCAGAAGUGUUAAUAUUGUGCACAGUAAAUAAUAACUUGCACCACCUUCCACAAAGUUUACUUGUAAAUGUAUUUUUACUGUUAGAAAACCAGGACCUCAAGACGAGCUUCAAUAGGAUAAACAAUACCUCAUAUAACAUUUGUUAUAUGUAUGUUAUAUAUAUGGUAGUUUGGGAAUACAAAUACAGUACACAAUAUAGUGCAGCAGAAAUAUUGUGACUUUGACCUACAUCAGCCCGUAAGCUCUUGUGCUUUACAAUGCCAGCCUGUGCCAACACAAAGGCUGCUGUGGCAUGGAGUCAGGACGUCACCGGUGCCAGAGCAAAGACAGAAAAGUCUACUUUAUAUCCAAACAAUAAUUGCUGCGUUACUCUCCAAUGAUGGAUUAUGUGGUUAAACUUUAACAAACGUAUUAGGAAAGUCUAGCGCCAAAACUGUUUUGGUGGUCUAGCUAAGCUGAUUCUUCCUCACAAUGUAAGCCAUAGUUGUUCGGAGGAUUGUACGGGGCCUUAACUCUCACUUUACUACAUCCCUAACAUUUACUGUACUGCAGCACAGUGUCUUGCUUAACUCUGGAGCAAGCUACGACUACAGUGGAAUUAUACAGAAGAAGAGGGGGAAGCCAAGAACCGACGGGAAGAGCAAAUGUAGCUGCUUUGAAAUACAAUGUUUAUAUCGUGGGGUUGUUGUGAGCGGGUGAGACCAAAACUUAAGUGUUUAAGCUCCCAGUAAAUAAUGCGUAAUGCCAGCACAUGUGAUUCGAGAUCUGUUGGCGAAGAAUAAAAAAAAAAUGCUCAUUCUACCGUUGUUCGCAAACACUUUGUCGAAUCGACACCUGUGUUUGCUCGGUGCACAGCUUUAUUGGGGGGUUAAGCUUCUUGAAAUGAUGUCAGCCAAGUUUUUGUUUUUGUUUUACAAAGUGGAACAAAUGUGAGUAGAGUGAUUGUUUGUGUCCAUCUGUCCAAAAUGUGUUUUUCCAUGAUGUGUACAUAUCUGUCAAAUGAAAGUGUUUGAACAUACUGACUUACACACACACCAUAUAGUGAAUAAUAAUCAUAAUCACCUGAUCUUCACUUAUAAAAGCUCUGUACACGAUUCCCUCCUGUAAAGAUGGCGGUUCUGUUUGUUGAGGGUUGGCAGAGGGGGGGAGCACGGUUCUGGUCAGUUGGCUGGCAGCUCCUUUCAUCCAGUCUGUUGUUUGUUCUUCUAAUGUUGUCUGCUUCAAGUUUUAAUGUCGCCAUUUCCUGACUUUCUUCGUCUCCUGCAGUAACAUAUGUGCUGAUGUUGUGUGUGUGUGUGUGUGUGUUGGAGACAGACUGUGCUAGAGUUGUGCUUACACUUUAAAUGUGUGCACUUCAUUCUGACAUGCACAGUUAACCUGCAGUUUACAGGUAAUGGUGAUCCCUGAUUACUUCCCUAUAUUGUGCACAAUGUUAGUCACACUAUCUGUGUUAUGGUAAAAACAUGUAAUUGGCAAAUUACCCAAAUAUCACUUUAGAUUGCUUUAUAUUAGUCGAGCACUUCUAUAAAUCAAUCUAGAUACAUGUAAUGUCACAAUUUUCAGUUUCCCUGUGUGUUCUCUCUGAACUCAAUAUUAAUGACUCUCUGUUCUUGUCUUCACAGUGUUAAGUUUCUAGCAUUCACCUUCUAUCUAAUGAGGAGUCAGUAACUGGUAAAUACAAAUUUGCGACGGGAGCCACGUAAGCGGCGGGUGUGACGCGGAUGGACAGUUUAAAGGAGAUCCUUUUGGGGGUGACAAGCGAGAGAGACCAGAGGUUAAUCAUGAAUUUAUAAAUCACAUGGUCUUCUCCUCACAUUGUUACCAAAGCAGCCUCUUGGAACUCCGACCACACUUUUGACAACUGUCCGACUGUCCGACCCUUUUUUCUUUUUCUGCCGUCUUUUUUUGGGGUAUUUUUUGGUCUUUCUCUGGCAAACUGACUGAGCAUUGCACUGACACACUUUGGGAGAGGAAAGGACUCCUGAUUACACAUUCCAGAUGACAACACUAUACUCGCCAUCUUGUAUGAUGACCAACUCUGUACCAUCUACAGUGCUGAACCACUGCGCAACUUCAAAAAUUCCUGAAAAGAAACUAAAAAAACAAAAACACUUCACAAUGGACUGAAUGAACUAUGUAGCAUCUCUGCUAACUUAUUGUAGCAUUUGUUGGCUGGGAAAUAACUUACAUUUCCAUCAUCACCCGUUUUCAAAGAGAGAGGAAUUUAUGCAUACAAGGGAUCUUUUAGAUGUCAUUUUCCUCCUGGGUUCCUUUCCAGUGAAGAAAAUAAACAACAUAUAUAUAUGUUGAGAGAGAGAUAAAGUAUGUGAGGGACAUGGGUUUGGUCUCACACUUGACAUUCCAAAAAAAUAAGUAAUUCCAGUGUUCAUGAAAUCAAUCACAAACGCACAGUAUCGAAUGACACUCAUACAAUUCCUCAUUCAAGUUUAGCACUUGCAUGAACCUAUGUCUUCCAUUCACUUCUAUCAGACUGAAACACUGCCCUCUUCACGAGUACCGCGAUAAUCACCACACAUGAAGCACAUGUAGCAUCAGCUCAAACAAAUCACGUAUGGCAUUAACUGUACAUCUAGACUCACCCGAAACACGCACCCGUGAGAGAAGUGGUGGACGGAGGCUUCUCUUUAUCACUCAUGUACUGAUGCCGGCUUGCCCACAAAAACUCCACUCGGGAUACCAAAGGUCCUGUAGCAUGCACUUGCUGGAUGACCUUCUUUAACUUGCUGUAGAUUAGGAUAUUCCACUUAGGAUGAGAUUCCGAACAAAGUCAUUCCUCUAAAAGAACAUAGUCCUUUAAAUUCCAUUAACAUUCCACCACUAUAUGCACAUUUAAAUAUUGGUAUAUUUCCCAUGGUCGGACUGACACAGUGCUUAGUCUUGAGUAGUAUAAAGACUGACUCGAGGAGAACAAAAUACUAGAGACAAUUGUUAGUCGCUACUGAAUAUCCCAGGAUAUUGUUUUGCCUAAAUUACGAGGACGACCCUACCAUAAAGGCACUUUUUUCACGUCGCAUAAAACUGCCAAUUAGCUGGAGAGUUUGUGCUAUCAUUUCUAAAGGGACCAAUCAGAUACCCGUACCCCCUUAACACAAAAGCCGACACUGCCAAUUAGGCACAAUAAUCCAGUGAUAUAUACUGCCCCAUCUCUCUCUUGUCCCUCUUGCUGCCAACGACUUCUUCGCCAGCAAGUCGAUGUCAAGCUAAGGAUGGCCCCCUGCCCGGGGAGCCCUUAGGCAAUGGGGAAGAUGAGACGAAAUGGACCAAGAGUAGAGCGAGCGUGAUGGAAGUGUACAAAGAGAACAAAUCUAUAUUUUGAUAAACAAAUCAACUAUCCAUGGCUUUGGAGAAAAGUUUCUGAGCAGAAAAGAUCCAGGAUGGAAUGAAUAAAAAAAAAUUGAAAAAAAUCAGAUGCAAAUGUGAAUAGAAAAAUUGGGCAUCAUGAAAUGGAGUCGAAGUCCUGGGAGAAAAGGAAGGGGAGCGAUUAUUUUGUCUUGAGGGGUGGACAAAGAGAGACAAUGAGCGAUUACAGACUCUUGGCUAUGAAGACACAGGGAUAACGAACAACGGACGCUGAGAUAAACAAAUGAAAAAAAAUUGGAAAAAAAGAUAAUGCAUUUUUGUAACUUUGUUUACCAGCAUGACUACUUUGCAUGACUGUCUUUUCUGCAAGCCCUUAGUUGAAGACAAGGGUGCUAGAGAUACAAAAAGUAUAUAUAAAAUGAAUUCAAAAAAAUGUUAUAUGCAAUUCAUGUUUUAAAAAAGAUUAUAAUGAAAGAGAAGAGCUAUAUUUUGUUUUCGAAAAGUAAAAAAAAAUGUGAAUAUUGAAACAUGUAUGUUUGCAAAGUACACCCUGAACUAUGUUUUGUUUGAUGAAAUCUCUCUGCUACUACUGCCCUACAUUCCUCAUUCCAGUCGUUUCAAUUGUUUUACUUUGAGACGCAUUGAGCAGUUUAUUUUAUAACCAUCCAAUCAACAGCGAUCAUCGAUCCAGACUUUUCCCGACUAUUGCAUUUUGCGCAAAGGAUGUCACAAUUCACCGUUUGUUUUCACUUUCCUUCCUGAAAUCAUUUGCACAACUACCGUAGCAGCAGCAGCAGCAGCAGCAGUUCUAUAAACAACAGCUCUCCGUACCACAACUUUGACUGCUUGAUUAGUACUCAUGGUUAGCUUUUUUUCUUUGGCAAUAAUACAAGAGUUGUCACCUGAUUGUAGCAGGGCAGAUGGAGUGCGUCACGAGUAUCUUCAACGCAUCAGUGAUAAAAAGAUUUGUAAAAAAGGCCUUGGAUGUCCAAUGGCGGGAUUUUGCCAGGAUAGGCAGUUCUGUUCCUCCAGUCCUACGUUGAAACAUAAGGGUACGAGUGCAGGUUCUGAUAUCUAAUAAGGAUCAAUAAGAGACUAUUGGAGACGUCGUACUGUAUUGGCCAACCGUCAAGAGAGAUUUCCGGUUUGCAUGGAACCGACUGCCGUUCCAAAGUUAGCGUCUGGUUCAGGGACUCAGGUGUGUUGAUGGUGUGUGUGGGUUUAGAUGUUUUGCUACUUUCUUUAUAACAUGAAUAAAUUCUAGUAUAUAGACGACGAUAAUGUGAACACCUCACAGUGAUGUGUAAAAAAACGCAUGCGUUAUGACUUGAUGAUCUCUCGAAGGGGGCCUAUCCCCGUAGUCUUGACAUAUCCCCUUAGCCUCCUGUCAUUGUUUGUCAUGAACCCAGUCCUGAUAACUAUGAACACUGUGCCGUGUCAUAGAGCAGAAAACGUCUUCCUCCCAGAGGCAACUGAAAACUACUCGCACUCGCGGUGUCAGCAUGAGUGUGCAAGGUAGCUCGUCUUUGUUUUGUUUAGAUGGUCAGGUCGUUGCAUCCGUCGUUACCCACAGAGUUACUGUCGUCCAGCUGGCUAGUUGGCAGCUCAUCACAGCACACAACACUGUUACGUGAGCACCAAUCAAAAAAGACCCAGAGCUUCCAAAAUGAUGUCAGUGAAGUACUUUAACUGUUGAAAAGAUGAAAAGAGGAGCGACACCAGUGUCCACUGAGGGGAGAUUGAUGUAAAAAACAAAAAGUCUUGUUGAAAUACAAAGCAUCUCGUUGUUGAGUGCUCUCGGAGCACCUCAUCCUUGGUUUGGCAUUCCAAGUGAGUUUCAGGCCCUGCUGGUUCAGGGCUCAGCUCAGGCAGCUGAAUGGUCCUCCGUCCAUUCCUGAUACAUUGCAGUUGGAAGACUCACCAGUAUAUGAGACUCAAUAGUGUAAUGUAGACUACAGAGUCUUCAAGUAUUGUGUUAGGUCUACAUUGGUUUUACAGGGUCUAGAACUUACUUUUGUCUGUUUGGCAAAAAAUGGUCCGUGGGAUUUAGUUUUUUUUAAACCUCCCGAUUUCUGUUCCCGUUUUGGAAGGCAUUAAGCAACCACAGCUUGGAUGGUCACAAAGACGAUUAUGAAUAUUUCAGAGGAAAACUUCUAGUGGCGGUGCGCACACUUGCAAAAGGUUUGUGCUUCACCCUGCAGUAUUUUCGUGUGUUUUUACGGCCAAGUACCACUGUCCUUUUCUUUCUUUGUUGCUGUUAAGUUUGCCAUCUCUUCAUUCUCAACAUUGUGACUGCUCUGCCAAUGCCAGGCUGAAAAAAAAAGAUGUCUUUCCUUUUUCUAUUGCAUAAUACUGCCAUUUGAUUUAGUCAUGUUGAACAGAAUGAGUUACAAUGUCGAGAGUGCUAAGUCUGUUUCAUUUUCUCAAAGUUUGCAAACCUGUGAUACCAAGUUAUACAUUUUCCUCUGUAACACUCACAUAACCAAAAUAACAAAAAAUGCUUAACACGGUAGUAGCUGCCACUGUAAACAGUUCCUAUUGUGUAAUAACAAUAUUAUGACACGUCCUCCAGGUAGAAGCUGGUGUGUGGUUCUUGUACGACACAUCAUUGAUGACAUCAAAUGUAUUUUCUUUAUGUGCCUGUCUCUGUUCAACAUGUUGUUUAUGUGUGUGUUUUAAUUGUGGACACUGUAUGCAAUCUGCACCACGAAUGCCACUGAUCGACACUUACUGUACGCUCCCUGAGACACAGACGUUCUGUCAUCAGUCCAGAUGAUUGCAACCACGUGUGUACAGUGGCUUAAUGGCUCUCCAUGGGGCAACUUAGCAAUCACACCCCUCUUUAAAUUUCUUUUCUGAUUUUAACUAAAUGAUUAAUAACAGAGUAAAUGUUAUCAUACUGAAUAGAUUUUACUAAUAUUUUUAAUAUCUUAUUUUAAUUAGAAAUAAUGCGACACAUGCCAUACAAGUCAUACCGAUAUACAUGCAUCCAAUAUUACAGACGAACAUCAUGCAUCCACGUAAGCAUUCCAAAGAUAAAAGAUGUGUUCAUUUUACAUGCCAUCCAAUUGUGUAAAACAGACUUAGGUACUAGUCCAUUGUACUGCGGUCUUAGUAGGAGAGUGAAUGGGGAGAAGAGGUGGUCACUGGAGCAUCUGGUCGUGACUUAUGCCGGAUUUUAUUUUUGAAAUGUUGGAACACAAAGAGCAACCCAUUAAGAACUGUAUAAAGUAUAUUUCAAUGGAAUGUUCAUGAUCUAUCUUUUUAUAUUUUGAAGAGAAAAAAAAUAGAAACAUAUCAAUAAAGUGUCAUAAUUGAACUUAUUUCUACUAUUGAGACUUAUAAUGUAUGAAUGUCAAUGCGAUCUAAUGUGAACUAAUCUCCAUAGCAGCUUGAAUGAAUAACUGAUUAACAUUCAUGAGAUGCUUUUUCAGAAACUGAACUUAAAUUGCUUAAACUUAAAAUAAUAAAUGAAAAAGUGACA